CACACGCACACACAAAAGGAGCUGAUCAGCUCAAGAACCUUCAGAUUUAGGAUCAGGAGCUCUGCUAUUUUGAUGUUUGAAGGUUCUCUGUUGCGUGGCUUUAAAGGCUUCAGAUCUGUUCUGCUGGAUCCAAACUACUGAAAGGCUACAGUGUCCCCAAGGCACCAUGGACCAGUCACUACAAUUCUCUCGCCAGAAGGAAGACCUUCUUCGCACAGUGCGCUCCUUGCAGGUGGCAUCCGAGAACACUUUACACAGAGCAGUUCCUCUCCUCUCCUCUCAGCCUGGGCUUGGACUCCUUCAUUCCUCACAGCUACACCAGCUCACCCAAAAGAGCUCUCAGUUCUGUCGGGACUUGGAAGAUGUGGGCAACCUGUUGCUUUUCCGACAGGAUGAACUCAUCCAUAAAUUUGUGUUGCCCAAGACUUGUGGUGCUAAUUCCAUCUGUUCCUGCCCCGAUGGCUCUCUCUAUGUAUGUGGAUAUGACAGUCCUAGUAUCUAUUUAUUGAACAGCAAUGGGAAACCCACUCAGGGCCUGCGUUGUUGGGAUGAUGAUUUUUUUCUUCCAGACUGUCUGACCAUGACACGGGCUGGCUCUGUGGCAGUCACUGACAUUUCCAAAGGGCUAGUGCGCAUUUAUAACCCCAACUCCCAGCCAUCUUGGGUGAGGGUCGGAGGGAAUUUUCAGUCUCCACAGGGUAUAGCAACAGAUUCCUCUGGACGCCUUUUAGUUGCAGAAUACACUUCUGGAUCAGUUCUGGCAUUUCAUGUAGACAGAGCUUAUCGUAUCCACAAAGUUCAACAAGCCAAUGGCUUGAAGGGGCCAACCCAUAUAUGUGCCACUCCAGACGGGGGCUUUGCAGUGAGUGAGGAAUGUGGGGAUAUCAAGCGAUUUACAAGCAAUCUAAAACUUGCUUGCUCUCUCUCAAAAACUUAUCAGCACACAUUUGGGAACCCAGUAGGAAUAUGUGCGGAUCCAGAAGGCAAUAUCAUGGUUGCCGACCAACAGCACAGAAAUGUCACCCUUUUCCCUUCAAGUGGGUCACCUAUCUGUGUGGUAUCAAAGGGCCUGAGUAGGCCAACUGGCAUAGCUUGCUCACCUCUUGGACAAUUAUUUGUAAUUGAUUCUGCUGACAACUCGGUGAAGGUUUAUAAGUACCGGGUACGGCCUUAUUAUAACCCAACCAGCCCCAGGAGAUCAGUGGAAAAUCCCUAAGCAAAUAUAGGAAAACAGCAUAUAGAUUUUAGAAAGUGCAUGGGCAUGUAUACGAUCAUUUGUAUGUCAUUAUAUAUGAGGAAAUAUAUAUAUGUGUGUAUGUGAAUUAUACAUGAAAAAAAGCUAUUUUGUAAAUUCUAAACACUGAUAAAAAUAAAGGUGGCUUGUCAUUAAAGGAACUGUAACACCAAAAAAUGAAAGAGCUUUAAAGUAAUAAAAAUAUAAUGCACUGU
Messenger RNA from Xenopus tropicalis (tropical clawed frog), 1449 nucleotides. RefSeq names its product NHL repeat containing 4 (gene nhlrc4). The transcript is spliced from 2 exons. The record is from RefSeq and is a predicted model, not a curated record. Lineage: Eukaryota; Metazoa; Chordata; Amphibia; Anura; Pipidae. Bases 167 to 1216 code for a protein of 349 amino acids.